AUGUUCUCUCUUACAGCUCCUCCUCCACCUCCGUCGUUUUCAUCACUUCCAGAUGAAAUUGUUUUGAGCUUCUUAGCCCGGAUCUCGAAAUCUUACUACAGCUCCCUCUGCUUAGUCUCCAAGAGUUUCUACUCUCUCCUCUCUUCUCCGGAGAUCUACUCGGCUCGAUCCGAAAUCGGAGCUAGAGAGCCUCGCCUCUAUUUGUGUCUACGGUUACCCAAGUCCCCCGAUCAUCAUCAUAGCUGGUUCUUUCUCGGCGAGAUUGAGGGCGAGUUGAGUUCAGUACCGGUAAGACUCUCUUCCUCGCAUUCUCUCGAACGAUUAAACUCAACCACUGUUGCCGUGGGUCCCGAAAUCUACCAAAUCGGCGGAAGCAACGACAACAAACUUUACUCCAGUGCCGUUGAUGUUUUUGAUUGCCGGAGUCACAUGUGA
Molecule: messenger RNA, 435 nt
Organism: Microthlaspi erraticum
Lineage: Eukaryota; Viridiplantae; Streptophyta; Magnoliopsida; Brassicales; Brassicaceae
Source: the annotation of a GenBank genome assembly